CCCUUGAAGCGAGCGCGAAAUUCGAUUUUUGUCUUCAAGGUCAACGGCUGUAAAUAGACCGGGAAGAUAAGAAAAAGUACAAGAAAAUAUAAUGAUUCCGAGAGAGGGGUAACCCACAACAUAGGAGCAUCGACCAAGGCGGAUAUUUUUCACGAUUUUGACGAGUUUUAGGGUAAUUUCAUGGCAGAAAUGGCUUUAAGUUAUGCGCGUUUGUCUCGACUGAGGCAGGCAGUUACUCGUAGCCAAAAAGGGCAUGGAGAGUCGGGUGGUUAUGAAAGUUCAGAGGGUGACAACAUCAAAGUUUAUGUCAGAGUCCGUCCUCCGGCCGAAAAUCUUGAGUCCGGAGUUGACCGCACACCAUGCAUUGAAGUCACAUCUGCAAACAGUCUUCUUUUACACAGCCGCCCAGAGCCCAAAACCUUCUCCUUUGACCAUGUUGCUGACACCAACACUAUGCAGGAGGAAGUUUUUGGUGCAGUGGCAAAGAACAUAGUAGAAGGUUGCGUUGACGGCUAUAAUGGGACCAUAUUUGCCUAUGGCCAAACAGGAUCUGGCAAGACCUUCACCAUGCUUGGACCUGCUGAAGGCGAGGCGGAGUGCUUCACACACGAGCUAAGAGGUGUCAUCCCAAGGUGUUUUGAGUACCUCUUCAGUCUGAUCAAAAGAGAACAGGAAAAGCAUGGCGAUCAUUUAGAAUUCCUGUGUCAGUGCUCAUUUCUAGAAAUUUACAAUGAGCAAAUUUUCGACUUGCUUGACCCGGCGUCAAGCGGGCUUGCCCUAAGAGAAGACCUCAAGAAGGGAAUAUUUGUGUGUGGAUUGUUGGAACGUGAUGUGACAAGCGCUAAGGAGGCAUAUAAUGUGCUGAACUCUGGCUGGCUCAACAGAAGGGUGGCCUCUACUUCAAUGAAUCGUGAGAGUAGCCGUAGUCACGCUGUCUUCACUGUAACUCUACAGUCAAGGGAGAAGAAAAACAACAUGUCUAAUAUCAAAGUUUCACGUCUCCAUCUGGUGGACCUUGCUGGAUCAGAGCGACAGAGGGACACUCACGCAGAGGGCCUCAGGUUAAAGGAGGCGAGCAGCAUCAACAAGUCUCUAUCGGCACUUGGAAACGUCAUCAUGGCUCUUGUGGAUAUAACUCACGGCAAGAACCGACACAUUCAUUACAGAGACUCCAAACUAACGUUCCUUCUCAGGGACUCGCUUGGUGGCAAUGCGCGCACUUACAUCAUCGCAAAUGUUCACCCAUCCGCCAAGUGCUUCGGGGAAACUCUAUCCACUUUGAACUUCGCUAGAAGAGCAAAGAUGAUCAAAAACAAGGCGGUUAUCAAUGAGGAUAGUACCGGAAGUGUAAUAGCUCUUCAAGCAGAAAUCAAGAAGCUUCGCGAAGAAGUCUCCAGGCUUAGAGCUGGUGCACCAAUCCCCAUUAGAGAAAAGAGUACACCCGAUAACGAUGCAGCGCUACAGCGACAGAAUUCCUCAGAUGGCAACAAUAACGAGUACAGCCAGCAGUAUCGAGAGUGGAAAGAAAUGAUCCUAGCGGCAACUGAAGCAAGGGAAAGGGCGGAGCAGGAGAAGUUGAUUCUUGUCGAAAAAGUUCAGAAAUUGGAGGAGCUGUGUAGCAAGAAGGACAAAUUUGUGAUGUCUACAAAGAUGAUCUUAAAAUUCCGAGAGAGUCACAUCGCUAAACUGGAGCGCAUGCGCAAAAGUAGCAAGGAAGACCUGGAGAAAGAGGAGGACACUCGAGACCAGCAGAUCCAACUGCUGAAAGAAGAGAUCAGUAUGCUAAAAGAGCAAGUAGAACAUCACCCCGACGUCACGCGGUUCGCCAUGCAAAACCUGGAGCUCCGAGCUGAAGUUAAAAGGCUGCGAACGAUUGACAAUGAAGGCAACGACAUCACCACAGAACUCGCCAAGAGCCAUCGCUACACUUAUCAACUAGAACAGCAACUCAGGAAUCUUCUCAAGUCGCCACAGGGAAGUGUUGAUCUCGAGCGUAGUUUAUCGAGUUCGUUGCUCAACCUAGAAGCCUCAAAUGCUGAACUAGAGAAAUACAAGAUCGAGCGUGGGCAGAUGAUGGCAACGCUUGACUCGACGCGCGAGGACCUGGAACAGACCCGGGAAAGCCUCCAGCAGUUGAAAGAGAAGCACGUGAACGAGUCUGAGGGCCACCGCCGUAAGAUCGUCGAGUUGGAGGCAGGGCUUUCAUCUUCCAAGAAGACCAUCUCAGAACUAGAGAGAGCACUCGACGCCUACCAGUUGAAGACAGCGAUGGAGAGAACAACGCUCAACGAGAUCCACAUGCAAACCAUCAAGACUUUGACUUCUCCCCGAAAAUCACCGAACUCAAAGCGUCUCACACCGCAAUCAGCGGCAAAAUCCAAGCGUGGAAAUCCGCUGACUCCUCGCGGCAACGACAUCAACAGGCUCAACUCACCGGUGAUUAGCCUGGACGAAGAGAAGCCGCCGAGCUGGCUCAAGCGACGAGACAGCUUCCACGACACGAGCGACAGUGAGUUCGACGAGCCUUUCUUCGACUUUGAGGGGGAUGACAUGGACGCGGAGGAAAUCUACAGCGAGGCACUCAUGGAUGAGCUGAAAAAACUACAGGACAUGAACAAUGACUGUCUCCAGAAACUCCAGGCGGAGGAGGCCAAAGCUAUCAGACUUAGUCAAACAGCAACUAAACUCGACCACCAAGUGCAACAGCUUAACAAUAUUUUGACGAGUGAAAGGGAGAAAUUUGCGGCUGCAGAGACGGAGCUUAACCUGCGUAACCUGAGUCUGACGGAUAAGCUCAAAGAGGCCAAGGGCAAAAAUACAAUCCUAGGGAGUGAGGUAGAAGACCUCAAGAUCGUCCUACAGUCUGCCGACAAAGAGUUAGAGUACGUCAAAAAGCAGCGUGACCUUGAGAGUAUUGAGGUUGGCAGGAAAACUGCAUCUCUUGAGAGCCAGGUGACGAAGCUCGAGAUUGAAAACUACAAUAAGCAGAACGAGAUUGAAAGUGGAAUCGAAUCCAUCCAGAACCUGCAGUCUGAGGUGGAGACGCUCCGGGCUGAGCUGGAGUUCAACCAGCACAAGACGGACCAGUACGAGGAGUUGCUCAAGAGUGAGCGUCAGCGGAUUCGCUCGCUAGAGCAGGAACUGCAGUCAACGAACGAGAAGCUGCACUUCCAGACAGAGACGAACAUGAACCUAAUGAGCACGCAGGACGUGCAGGAGGAGCGAGUCCGCGCCUUGGAGCAAUGCCAGACUCUACAAGCCGAGCUGCAGAAGAGUAACGCGCAAUGCGAACAACAGGCGUACAGAAUCAUGGCAAUUACUCAAGAUUUGGAGGAGUGUAAGGGAAUGGUUAACGCUCUCAACAAACGUAACGAAUCUGACAAGGAUUGCGUCAACAAUCUGAUGGAGUCUGUGAAAGGAUUAAAGAAAGUAGUGAGUGAAAAAGAGGCGGAGUUGGGCGCGCGAUACAGUGAACUUGAGGAGACACGCUCGCGAGUACAGGAGCUGAAUGACACGUUAUCUGAAAAGGAACGAACGAUUGAUAAACUGAAGGAAAAGCUCGGCAAGGAAGCUGAGAAAAUCAAUCGAGAGAGACAACAAUGGGAGUCAGAGACGUCUACGCUUCGCGAAGACCUCAAACGUACUUCGCAACAGUGUAUAGCACUCGCCAAGGCGCUGGAAGAGCAACAGCAACAGUACACGGCCAUGCAGGCGGUCAGCUGACAGUGACGUCACUGCCAGGGAAAGGUUCUAUGACGUCACCUCAUCGGAAAACAAAAUAUUUCGGAUGUGACUCCAGUGGCUCCCCACGUUUAAAUUAUCUAGAUGUCAUCAAUGUGACGUCAUCGCCCCAACCUCUGACGUGUGAGCCUAUGGCGUCACUAUAACCGAAGGAUUUUGCUUUCCUUCGCCACUUAAUGGAACAUAAGCAACUCAUGGGACAAGGGAAACCGUGGCCAUUUGGAUAUUGUACCAAGAACAAAGUCUUGUCUUUCGUCAUGCAUAUCUGCACCUCAAGAUUUUAAAAGCAUUGAAAACAUCUUCGCGGAGUUUGAAUGGCGAUGUUGACGUUACAGCUGCAAAGAAAAGAAAUGACACUGGCUUCACAUUGGCUUUGUUGCCUUACUUUGUUACUCUGUACAUCAAACUCUCGUACGCGACUCCGUUGGUGGUACCUGUGGUGUCAUAGAACAAGGUAGCCUGGACUCUCGUACGUGGCUCCGUUGGUGGUACCUGUGGUGUCAUAGAACAAGGUAGCCUGGACUCUCGUACGUGGCUCCGGUGGUAGUGUCAUCUAAUGAGGUAGACCCUAACCACGAAGGAGAGUUCAGGUGCUUUAGCAGAUUGCACAGGGAAGCGUAUGUACGAGAAAGUAUAGAAACGAUACUAGUAACUUUUAAUGCCUUUGUCAAAUAAGGCAACAUUGUUGGGCAGAAGCACCCAGAAGAAUUCGAUCCCAACAAUGUUGUACUACUUGCAGGUAGACUGUAUGCUUCUGUAAACCCAUAUCUUCUCGUUCUCGCUUUAUUCGCUGUAUACCAUCAUCACUCUUACGCAUAUCAUUAAGUAAAGAUAUUUUUAUAACGAUAUUUAAUAUAUUCAUGUCCUUUUGUAAAUAUUUUGAAAUUUAAGAAAGUCAAACGUAUUAUUAAGUCAACUACUAUCUAUGCUUACUGCUUACUGAUAAAUGCUCGUAGCUUAAAGAAUGUCGAUCAACCACUCUUUUGUUAUUGUUUAUUAUUGAAAAUACAAUGGUUUAUUUGCAAGGAAACUUCAACGAUAAUUGAUUGAGAAUAUCCUAGUUACCGGUACUCGCUUGAAUUAGCCGAUGGAAAGGGAUGUCUUGUGUAACUCGGCAUUGAGCGGGAGCAUAAAAUGGUGGCGUGAUUAGUCUUUCUUUAAGCGCUUACAUCUAUCAGCAGGGACAUCGAGCCAGAGCUAAGUAAACACUGGACCUUGCUUAAAGAGUUAAAGAGUCCCUGGAAGCCGCGAUGUUGUCAUCCUUGCAAAGUACCAAUCCAUCAAUUUCCAUCGGAAGCUGUUGUGAUGUUUUCGAUAGCAUCCAAUCAAUAAAACAUAAGAUUUUAAUUUUUGGUGGUCACUUAAUUUUAGGAGAUUCCUUCUCGUAAUCUGUCUUCCACUACUGGUUGAAAACAAUAACAAAGGUGUGGCUGAAAAGUGCUCCUUAAACCUUCUUGCAACAGGGACGGUAAAGAACCGGGAAUUUCUGUUAACUAUAUCCAUGCAUCAAUAUCUUACCUCAUACUUUAUAAGCAAACACGUAUAUAAACAAGCCUCGUCCCCAGGCUAUUCCUUUGAUGUCAGCUCCAUGAUGCUUUGCGCUCACUCACACUUUUCAAUAUGGCAGACGGUGCUCAUGCUGACUUGGAGUAGCCUGGCAGAUUCUUCACCAAUAUCUCCGUUUCUCCAAAAAAUAAUUUUUAUUUCACCAGCUAUCAAAGAAGUGUGCUUUGAAAAGUGCUCAGUAUUUUUUUUUAGUAGGAUAUCGCUGCUUACAUUAGAAAAAUUCGAUGAGUCGUUAAAUCUCUUCUCAAAUAUAGCCUAUUUUACGCAGAAAAACAAAUUAUUUUACAUUUUUUACAGUCUACACAUGUUAAAUAAUAAAUAUCUCAUCAAAAUAAACGAGUCUUUACAGCUUUGAAGAUAGAAAAGAAUGUCUUUUAGGGCUUCCAAAAAUGAUGUCUCUUCACUCAAAGGGAUAGACGCCAUUUAUUAUGCACUUUCGGAAUUGGGCUUCCUGUGGUACUAUUCAUGGAAGAGAGGGGACUGAGGGCGAGUUGAUCCGCAAGCCUUAAGAAAGGGUGUAAAGUCCCUAAUACCUAUUCUCCCAGCCAGACCCCUGCUCUGUCUUGACCACGCCACAGGUGGCCCGAAAUGGAUAACAAGUUCCUUUUCCCAAUAAAAGGCCCAAAACACUCGAGACGCCUGUGGAUAGGGCUAGCUCCUAGUGUAAGACCGCGUUUUGGCACAGAUCUCUUCUUUCAUGGAGAAAACACAGAGUGAAAACGUUAAACUUCCGGUUGCCGUCCGCCUUUCAGACGCAUAUUUGCUUGAGUUGUUAUUUAUGGCUGUAAACGUUUGUUAAGUGAUUACAUGAAACAUAUGGAAUAGAAAAUAAAACCCCGAUUUUGAGAUUCUU
Messenger RNA from Nematostella vectensis (starlet sea anemone), 6160 nucleotides. RefSeq names its product kinesin-like protein KIF15. The record is from RefSeq and is a predicted model, not a curated record. The transcript has 34 exons. Bases 181 to 3723 code for a protein of 1180 amino acids. Gene Ontology annotation, molecular function: microtubule binding; microtubule motor activity; ATP binding. NCBI's taxonomy places the organism in Eukaryota, Metazoa, Cnidaria, Anthozoa, Actiniaria, Edwardsiidae. Gene Ontology annotation, biological process: microtubule-based movement.